Molecule: messenger RNA, 6460 nt
Organism: Lagopus muta (rock ptarmigan)
Lineage: Eukaryota; Metazoa; Chordata; Aves; Galliformes; Phasianidae
Gene: CTXN1
Product: cortexin 1
Exons: 5
Coding region: 619-873 (84 amino acids)
Source: RefSeq, a predicted model, not a curated record
UUCCCCCCCCCCGAAGCCCAAUCAGGGCGGGUUGGACGAAUUCAAACCCCGGCCCCGCAAAGCGCCGGCGGCGGUUCUGCUGCGCUCCAUCAGCCGGGAAGGCUGCGGAACGGGGCCGAUCCGGAUGGGCUCGGAGAGCCGCGGGGCGGGCGCGGCCCUCUCCUGCCGCCCGGAGCGCAGGUGAGGCCUGAGGGCAAACGAUAUCCAGUCUGGGUCUUCAGAGUCUGGGCUCUGAAGAUUCUUCUCCACCUUUGGGUGUAUCCUUCCCCUCCAGGAGAUGCUGCUGCCCUUGGAAGGGUGGGCACAGGGCUCAGAACCACAGAGCCCAAGAAAGCUGGAUCCUGGAGAUCUUUGCUCAGUGAUGUGGCUGUUGGGAGGCAGUCUUCUGCUUCUCCUGCAACAGCAAUGCUAGUGUACCCACACAGCUGGAGUGAGGAGCUCUCGGUCUGCACAGGAGUGAAUCCUGAGCUCCUUGGCUCAGCUUAGCAGUGCUGGUGGCUAUGGAGUGAACGGUACAGGUGGUGUUCCAGGUGCACAGCAGGAGGCUGGAGCUGGCUGCCCAAGCCCCGAUGCUCCCUGUCCUCGUGCUCUUUGCAGCUCGUGUGCCUCACCUCUGCCAUGAAUGAUGCAUCGACGAUGGAUUAUGAACUGCUGUCCCCGUCCUUGGUUGAGCACCCGGCCAGCACUGCGGGCAUGGAUGCCGAGCAGAAAACCGUCUUUGCCUUUGUCAUCUUCCUCCUCGUCUUCUUGGUGAUGCUGAUGGUGCGCUGCUUUCGCAUCCUGCUGGACCCCUACAGCCGCAUGCCUGCCUCCUCCUGGACUGACCACAAGGAGGGGUUGGAGAGGGGCCAGUUUGACUACGCCUUGGUGUAGAGGGCAGGGAUGGGGCGAGCCUGGGUGCUCCGAGUGCCUCCCACCCCAGCUGGCCCCGGCCCCGGCCCCCCCUUCCUCUGUGGUGUUGCCCCGGGCCAGCAGGGAUGUCGUGGGCAGGGAGGCGAGGUCGGGCUCUUGUCUGGGGUGGGUUUUCUAGGGGUUUCUCUCUUUUCUAAGCACUUUUCAGUUCUCUUCGCAGCCUGCAGCACUCUCGGCAAGACGCAUCAGAGGGGUGACGUGACUCCCCACGGGUCUCGCUGCCCACCGUGCCUGGGGCAGUGCUGCGUGCCGCAGAGAGGGGCAGGAGGCAGCGGGGCAGGGCAUGGCAGGACCUGCCCUCGGCCACGGCCCCCACGGCUCCUGGUCUGGGCAGCUCUGCCCUGCACCAGGCCGGGUGUUGGACCCCCACCUCCUCCUGCCUUCCGCGUCACCUCUGUCUGUGUCCUCUGGGGAGUGCUGACCGUGGCCCAGUGUGUGUGCGUGUGUGUUUCCCUGUAGCUGAGCUUUGUCUGUGAGGGGGUUUAUAGGCACCUGACCCGAGUGUUGGCUUUGUUCCUCUCUGUGUGGCAGCCUCAAAGUGCCCCCCACAAGUAAGGGGGAGAUGGAAACCCCACGUGCAGUGCCCUUCUGCCCUCCAGCCCUGCAGCCCACUCUGUGCUUUACACCAUCAUGACCGCUCCCUGCCAAACUGGUGGAAAUGGUCUGAGCAAGGUGCAGUCAUGCAGCCACUUGCAAACCUGCCUGGGAGCCCUGCGGGGAGCCCUGCAGGGAUCUAAAAUCCCCACGCAGCACUUGGGAGGUGGCUCUCAUCCAGCCCAGGCCUGGCAGUACCCAGCAGUGCCUCGCUCUGCACAUCGCUGCUCCAGCAGGACCUGGGCAGCCUGGGCGUGCUCCUGCAUCUGCCUAGCAGAAGGGCUGUGUAAGUGAGGGGAGCUAUGGCUGUCCCCAUAGCGGGGGAACCCGACUGUGGGAACCGUGCCUCUUAAGCAGGGGUGCUGCAGCUGGCCGCAGGGCUAGCUAGCAAAAGCUGUGGUGGGGUAUGGCUGUGGGCUGGCAAGUUGUGUGCUAUGGGAUCUGAACCCGUGGGAGAGAACUUCCUCCUGCUCCACGGAAAUAAAGCUGCACUGUGCUAACCCCACACAGCUUUUCCUCUGCUCUGUGAUGCGUCCCAUCGGGCACUGGGGUGUGUGGGUGCAUGUCAGUCAUUGCUGGGAGUCAUAUGAGCACUGGCACAGGGGAAGGUGCAAGGGCUGACUGCUGAGUGAUGCAAAAAAAACAAAGGCCCAAGGGCUGCUUAGGGCACUACAUAACACCCUGCUCUGGUAGGAAAGUCUUUCAGAGUCUUCUCUCUUGGAGGUGGCCAGACAGAGGUAUUAGGAGUAUGGGAUCACAUGGACAGCAAAGAAACGGGACACUGGUACCCAGCUCCUGUGAGCCUGCUUCUGCACCUUCCUUGACACCACUGGGUGCAUGGCCAAGAACCUACAUCACAGAAUGUACUGCAACAAACAUUCACUGCACGGUCCAGACAGUCCCUAUGUUGUGUGACCUCUGCUCAGCACAAUCACUAUUCAGCAAAACUACCACAAAGCAGCAAAAGUGGGUCUGCUCCACAAAGGUGCAUCAGCUGGGAAACAAGAGUGAGCACAGCGCAGCAGAGGCAGCCCCACAGCACCAGGUGAGGGGGGCAGGACAGGACUGGUGGCAGUUGGAUGUUGCACUGACAGUCUCAAACAAGGUGAGGUGCAAAAACCAUUCAAAGAAUCGAGUCAGGAGGAACAGGACACAAAGACAAGACUAGAGAUAAAGCUGCAGCACUGUUGUUCAAGGUACAGGCAACAGAUAGGGCUGGAGACAGGGCAGAAGAGAGGUGUACCUUUGAAUAUACCUCAGGUAGAGAAUGAAAGCCCAGUGCAUCCAGCACUCAGAACAUCCUCUCAACAGCCCAACAACUCAUUGCACAGCACAAUCCAAACAGUGCCCAGCAGAACUACCAUGCACAGUGCCUACUGGCUGCACAGCACACAUGCUCAGGGACAAUUCCACUCCCUUAGGCUCAUUUUCUGGAGCGAAUUGUUUUCCCAUCAAGCCUUAAGCCAUCUUGCACCAUGCAAACCAUGAGGUGUGAUACAGCAUUUCUAACUGAUGUGGUUUAACCCAGCAGCAGCUCGGCAUCACACAGCUGCUCAUUCACUGCCCCCCUUAGUGGGACGAGGGAGAGAACUGAAAACAAAAUAGAACCUGUGGGUUGAUUUAAAAACUAUUUACUAAGACAGAAAGGGAAAAUGGAAACAAGAAUAAGAUAAUAACUGUAUAUAUAUAUUUAUAUUCACAAUGCAAUCACUUGCUGCUUACCAACUGAUGCCCAGCACCCCCCACAAGCAGCAGUUGCCUCCUGGCCAGUUCCUCACAGCUUUGUGCCCUUCUGGAUGAAGUCACUUGGGAUGGAUUCUCCCUACAUCCUGGUUCUGCUGUGCCCCCUGAGCAGCUCCCAGCAGGACUGAGAUCUGCAUGCAAGCACCAGCCCAUCCCCAUGUCCAUGCACCCAAUGGCUGCAUACUGGGCCACCAGUUCUGCCUGGGCUGGUGGGAUGCAUGGAACAGAGCAAGGGACAUACAUGGAGGAUGGGGAAGUGGCACAUGGUGGCCAUGGGGGCAAUGAGCCUUGCAGCACAGUGUGAUCCCCCAGGACACCCCUAGCCCUGCAGGGCAGCAAUGCUGAGGGGACCCAAGCUGUACAUGGAGGUGGCUGAGCUGCUUAUGCAGGUUGGGUGGCUGUGAUGUGAAGACUUGAAGUGACUGUUGGUGCAGGUUUGAGAAAAUGGACAAAAACUCUGGUGAGUGUCCAUCACAUUGUAGAAGCACUGCACUCUGUCCUGGAAAGAGUGAAGGAUGGAGAACAUCAUGAGUGGGACCAUGGUCACCAACUGCUUCUGGAAGCGCCACCAUGUUGUUGUUUAACUAAUAUGCACCACUCUCUGCCUUAAUUUGAUAAUUACCAUGGAUGUUAGAUUUUGGAAUAUGGGGGAACACUAAGCUCAUCUUCCAUACUCACAAGAUAUAUAUGCAUUUGAUGUGACUGAUAAUCCUCACAAGACACUCCUCAUUCCUUCUGAAUAUCAUGUAGCUUGAGUGAUUACAAUCACAGGGUAGAAUAUGUGGGAUAAUAGCUUAAGGUGUAGCACUGUUCACUGGAAAUUAAGGUACGGGUCAUUCACAGGUGCACAAGAGCAGAGUGCAACCUCUAUGCCACUAAAUUGCACAGAAGGUGCAAUUUAGAGUGGAGUAGAGCUCCACAGCCAAGUGCUGUGACCUACAGUAGUUCCCUAAGCAGCACAAGGUGUCAAUAACAUCAAGAGAACUGAUGUACUGACUUCAACAAGAGCAGUGCUAGGAUGGGAACUUUGUGGUGCUAAACUACUUCCCCAAGUCUGUCAUCUUCUUGACAAAAAGCUGUCUUUGGGUGAACUUUGCUCAUUAUACACUUAUUAUAAUACCAAAACACACCUCCGUCGCAAAGGCUGCCUGCCUCCAAGGCAUGACCACCCCUCACUGAGCAUGAGCCCUGGAGAUGUUUAGGGCCAGGUUGGAUGGGAACUCUGGUCAUUCUGAUCUGGUGGUUGGAAAGCAGCCCAUGGCAGGGGUGUUGGAUCUCAGUGAUCUUUUAGAUUCCUUCCAACCCAAGCCAUUCUAUGAUUCUAUGAUAAAAGUGGGUCAAGAAGGAGGGAAGAUUAAGGAAGAUGCCAUUGCAGACAGGUCAGACAUGGCCUAUAUGUCAUCUCUGGGAUCUGCCAAGGGGCUGAACCUCUCCUCCCCCCCAUAGGGACUCACCUUGGGUAAGAUUUGCACACUUGGCUAUGCUGAGUGCUUCCCUAGGAAACUUAGUAGUCUCUAUGGAGUUGUUUUAUACCUUAGGAUGCUGGUGGUCAGGCUGUAUUACACUUAGUUCUUUGCAGAUGCUUUGUAUUAUUCUUGGUUAACCUCAUACACUUGGCAGACAGUGAAUUCUUCACUGGCAAUCCAAAGAACCUGUCAUCCAUUGCUAGUAAACUGCACUGUUCACUAAGCCAGCCGUGUGAGUUUUGAUUGGACACAGCCAAAAUUCCUUCAGUGCUCUGGCUGUGUGUGCGUGCACACAGGUGCCCCAUGUUCCCCUUCACACCAGCACAGCACUUAGUGCUGCUUAUCCUAUGCAAGUUUCCUUUUGGCUUUGUUUCCUGACCAGUCAUUAUGUCUUUAUGUCGUCUGCUUCCAUCACCGUUAGCUUCAUCCAGAGAAUGGCAGGGACUCUGCUCUGCCCCACACUCACCCCACUCCCAGAGCCAUGCUGGUUGCUGGCAUCACUGCGGGUCUUCUGGAGCUGCGGUGCUUCUGUCAUGGUUCACCAAAAUCAGGCUCACGGCUGCAGUGUGAGGCUAUGCAAAGAACCAGGGCUUGGGGUGAAGACCUCAGUGGAGCUCCAUGGGGUGGGCUGGAGGCAUCUCAGGGCCUUGGGCUGAAGGAGAACCUGUUGCAUGGAUCCUACCCACAAGAAGGGCCCUUAUUCCCUGUUCCCAAAGCUCACUGGUGAUGCCAGGGCCUUCCUCCCCGCUCUGCAGCCUGCUGGCAUUGUGCUGUUGCCCAGGCUUUUGGUACAGCUGCAGCAGGCAGGAGGGGGCCCUGCUGGGGGCCAGGGGCUCCAAGGACAUCGCUGUUCCCAUGGGGCAGCGGGGGGCUGAGUGCUGAGCACUCCCAGCCAUGCUCCUCUCCUCGCAGCCUCACAGGACGUUGGCAGGGUCACUGCCAUGGAUGAGGCCAUAAGCAGGGGGUGACCCGCAGCCCCUCCUGCUGGACCCUGAGGCUGGGAGGCCUUGUCCUCGUCCUCUGCAGCUGCUCCACAGCCCAGCACUUACAGCACGAAGAGGCACUGCUACCCAGCACUGGUUGGCAUAGCAGCCCAUCUCAACCCCCUCACAUUCACCAGUAAUGUUUUUUCUUCACUUGUGUGUUGGUUUGGAGGUUGGCACACGCACAGUGCUACGUAGUGGGAUUGCAAUUCCAACUAGAUGAGAACGGAAUGUUUUAAGUUUCAUAAAUAAAACUCACAAUCAUCUUGAAUUCUGUCAAUUUACUCAUUUACGACUUGAACAGCAAUGUCUGCACUACCACCCUUCAUGUGGGCAGAGCUUUAAUGCAGGCCUGCUGAAGCUUGCUGAUCCAAUAACCAACUAAAGCCUUGUAAACGUUCAGCCUUAACAACAGUCACCUCUUCUGUCUUCAAUCAUCAGCUCUCCUUUUUCUGGCCUCUAGCAGCAACCCAGCUGUACAAUCUGUCCAUCUGCUUCUGGCUAUUUUCAGAGAGGUCAAAGGUGUCGAUUUAGUGACUCAGAUCUUCAUCCCAAGCAGCAGGUAAGACACCUCAUUCUGGGGGCCAUGUUUCAUUGAUAAGGGUAAGAGAGAUGUGAAUCAUUGCUGGAAGAACAUUUUUUCGGGUUAUGCCCUGUUCUGGGCAAAUGUGCUUUCAAAGCAGGGAAAAACACAGCGUGGGAAGAAGCUGCUAUUCCUCUGCAGUCUGAUGGGCAAUGAUGCUGGUUUCAUUUCUUUUAAAU